This is a messenger RNA of Exophiala aquamarina CBS 119918, 699 nucleotides long. RefSeq lists its product as uncharacterized. Bases 1 to 699 code for a protein of 232 amino acids. NCBI's taxonomy places the organism in Eukaryota, Fungi, Ascomycota, Eurotiomycetes, Chaetothyriales, Herpotrichiellaceae. The transcript has a single exon. The record is from RefSeq and is a predicted model, not a curated record.
AUGCAUUUCUUGCUCCUCGGCGCUACUGGGCGCACCGGUCGACAUGUUGUAUCUGAAUUGCUCUCUAAGGGUUACACAGCGGUAGCGCUGGUGCGAAAUCCUGAUAGCCUCGCCCCUCGUGAAGGCCUCACCAUCGUCACUGGCUCGCCACUGUCGAAACCCGACAUCAAGAGGGCCCUCUCCGCAGCGCCCUCUCAGAAACCUUCUGCCGCGAUCUUCACACUAAACGCCGUCCGGAAGUCCGACAGCCCGUUCGCACCGCAGGUCUCACCUCCUCGCUUUCUAGCCGACACAUGCGCCAAUGCCUGCGAGGUCCUGGAGGAGGCCGGCAUUCGUCGCAUUGUAGUGAUGUCGACAGCAGGCGUCGGGAAUUCAUGGGCUACGCUGCCGUGGGUGUCCAAGGCAUUCAUGGGGUGGACCAACAUCAAGUACGCGCUCGAGGAUCACGGCAUCCUGGACAAGGAGAUCCGCCUGACGAAGAUGGAUUACACUCUUGUGAGGGCUUGCAGGCUGGAGUACGACGAUCUGAAGCAGGAGCAGGAGCUAGCCGACAAGAAGACUGAGGUGCGGACGCUGGGCAGCAGCGGCGCCGGCAUGCGCAUGACCGACAGCAUCAGUGUUUCUAGUGCGGCGAGGUUCCUGGUCAAGGUUGCUGUCGAAGGCCUCUAUGUCAAGAACGCAGUGGUUAUAACGGAUUGA